GACAAACAGCUCAUUGAGGGCUGCUUCUUCUUCUUUAAAGUGUUAUGUCAAACUACACCUAUUGGUGUAUUGCCGCCACCUACUGUUUUGGCUGUAUAUCAGCCCAAAUAAUUAACCAAAAAAACUGAACAAAAUAAACAAAACACAAUGUACACCUUUAUUCAGAUUCAACUGCCAAAGCCCAACCCUAUAGGCUCUGGGGCCUGGGAAGGAAGAGCAUAGUUGGACAGUAUUUUUUGCAAUGUUUCGGCAGUGAAAUCCUGGAACCCCAAAACCUUUCAGCCGCAGUUUCUUGGACUUUUUCAUUUAUGCAGUGCAAUUAAUCAAAUGCCCGAUAAACACCAUACCUGCUAAAAGCUGCUCAACCUUCUUCACAAUUAGCAUAUCAGUUUCCCUCAACUGUUGAACAGCACUGAAUCUCCACAGUCUGCGGAGUAUCCACCGCUAUAUCUUCAGCUCCCUUCGCUCCUUCAACUAUUUCACGUGCUUCCGUGUAGGAGACCUGCUGAAUAGCCCUGACCCUUGCCACUUCAUACUCCUUUACCCUAACCAGGCACUCCGGGGAAUUUGGAAGAUGGUUGCCAUCACAAUAACAUUGUACACUCUCAGAUUCUUCAACAACAUUCCUUCGACACACACUUGAUACAUGUCCAUACCUUUCGCAAUUCCGGCAAAACACCAGCUUGGACACAAGCUCUCACCGUAUAUCUAACAUAUACCAUCUUCACAUUUGAAGGGAGAUACUCUUCCUCAAACACUAAUAAUACUGAAAGGCUUUCUUCUUUAAUCCCCAUCCACUGCAUGGUUCAGCCGGUGUGUUCCAACUACUCCUGGUAUGCUCCUCGUAAACCACAAGGCCUCCACAUCCAAUACGACGCCAGAGAUGACAACUUUUAAAGGUACUCUGCUACAAAAAUCAAAACUCUCUACUUCAUAAGUCAAUAGUUUGUCGAUCCUUAAUGCCCUUUCCUUCUCUUCUUUCGACACACAAGAAAUCAAAACAAAACCACUUCUGGUCCCUCUGAUCAACUCCACCUUUCCCAAUGCAUCCCUUACCAUCAUUGAUACUUCAAACGGAUCCCACAAAAAGCAUAAUUGUUAGUGAACCCUACUCCAACCAAAAACCUAUACUCAUGAACAACUUUAGCCCUUUUUUGUUUGUUUCCUUUAUCACGGUCUUUCACUCUUUAGCCAAACUGCAAGUAUCCACUCUCCACCAAUCUCACUCCCACUGGACCAGAAUCAUCCUUUACAUCUUUGGAACGAGGCCCGAACUCAGCAGUCUCCACCACGGAUUUUGGGCAUCAGUAGAGCCAUACUGUGCUGACAUCACAAAUGAAGAAAUCCGGGUUCUGGAAGAACUCCUGAAGCCCCCGGAUGAUGAGGCUGAAUACUACAAGAUUCCGGCAUUGGGGAAACACUACUCUCAGCGAUGGGCUCAGGAGGAUCUGCUGGAGGAACAGCGGGAAGGGGCUCGAGCCAACGACAAGAAGAAAAGCCUCAUGGGACCACUGUCUGAAUUAGAUGCCAAAGAUGUGGAUGCCCUGUUAAAAAAGUCUGAGUCCCAGCACGACCCACCAGAUGAUGGUUGUCCUUUUGGUCCUCUUACACAGCGGCUCCUUCAGGCUCUUGUCGAGGAGAAUAUCAUAUCACCCAUGGAGGAUUCUCCAAUCCCUGACAUAUCCGGGAAGGAUGGAGGGAACGAGGGGGCUGGGACCUCACCUCGCAGCCAGGGCAAAGCUUUUAGUGUUCCUCACACGCGCUCUCUCGAGGCACGGAUUAAGGAGGAGCUGAUGUCUCAGGGGCUGCUGGAUUCUGAGGAGCGACCCGGAGCAGGCGGAGACUCCGAGGAUGAGGUGCUCGCUGAGCUCCACAAGAGACAGGCUGAACUCAAAGCCCUGAGUGCCCACAACAGAUCCCGUAAGCAGGAGUUACUCCGCCUGGCAAAGGAGGAGAUGCGGAAGCAGGAGUUGCGGCAGAGGGUCCGGGUGUCUGAUAAUGAGGUCAUGGAGGGCUUCCGUCGCAUUAUGGCUGCCAGGCAGAAGAAACGCACACCGACAAAGAAGGAGAAGGAUCAGGCAUGGAAAGCACUGAAGGAAAGAGACAGCAUCCUCAAGCUGCUGGAUGGGUAGAGGGGCAAUCAUUUAGGGUGGGUGUGGGGUAGUUUCAUUCUGCCAAUGAGUAUAUACUGUUGUAUAUGUGUGUGUGUGUGUGUGUGUGUCUGGUCAUAUGCUUCCAUGCUCUAGUGGCCAUAAGCAUUUUAUCACGUUUUCUUACUCUAUAUAACUAUCCAAUGGAAGUACAGUGAAUACCUGCAAUGAUGUAGCAUGAUUGUCAUAGUUGUUGAAAAUGGAGGCAUGCAUUUUUUGAUAAUUUGUGUAUUCUUGUAUGAGUAUGUUAACUAAACCUUCGGUGCACUGUAUUCACUGUUUGACCAUCCUCACCAGAGGAGCUUAUGAUGAUUUCAUGUGGUUCUCUGUGUGCAUUACUGGCAUUUGUUUUCUGAGACUAACUAGUAUUGUUUUCCACUGGCAUUUUCCAAGUUCUAUUGUUGAUUUUGUUUACAUUUUAUUUAACGUUUAUAGUGUAUCUCUAGUAUGGAGAAACUAAAACGUAAUGUGUGAAAAAAUAAAUAUCAGGAAAAGGGUUGUGAGGGAAUAUCAA
Molecule: messenger RNA, 2664 nt
Organism: Oncorhynchus mykiss (rainbow trout)
Lineage: Eukaryota; Metazoa; Chordata; Actinopteri; Salmoniformes; Salmonidae
Source: RefSeq, a predicted model, not a curated record